Molecule: messenger RNA, 1423 nt
Organism: Caenorhabditis angaria
Lineage: Eukaryota; Metazoa; Nematoda; Chromadorea; Rhabditida; Rhabditidae
Source: the annotation of a GenBank genome assembly
AUGGUCACCAUGCAAAUGUCUGCGAUCCUUGGAGAGUUUGAGUGAGUCUCUUUUUAAACGCUUAAUUCGAAUAGUUAGACAUCGACUAAAUCAACUAAAUGACAUUUUCAUGGUUUUUAAGCAAGUAGGUUGAAAUAUUGGGUUCUAAUGUUAUUCAUAUGAUAUAAUGGUCUAAGACGAACAGAAUGAUAUAAAUUUUGAUGACUUUACGUUAUCCAUAAGUGAUUUAGCGACGUUUAGUCGAUAUUUAGUCGAUAAGCCGAGUCGAUCGACUAAACGUCGCUAAAUCACUUAUGGAUAACGUCCUAUCUAUCCUAUGAAUAACAUUAAAACCCAAUAUUUCAACUCACUUAGUCGAUUUAGUCGUUGUUCAAGUUUAUUCCAAUCAAAUUCAAUGGUUUUCAGCGUGAAAAACGAUAUAACCAUUUUAUCGAGAAACCGUCCCAAACUAAAACCAUUCAAAUUCGGUUAUCUAUCAAGAAAAGUUGAUUUGAAAACAGGAUUCGACUUGAACGAAGAAUAUGAAACUUCACAUGGUAUUCAUCAUAUUUUUAACUAUGUUAACAACACUAAAAUCAUGUCUAACUUAUACAAAGAUUUCAAUGAUACUGUAAGUGUAAUAUCUAUGAGUUUUGAAAAACAAUCAAUCAAUAAAUUUCAAUUUCAGAAAUAUUUAUUUGUCUGCGGUCGUUAUAUUCUCACCAAACUUGAAAAAUUCGCUAGAGGAGUUGAAGAAAGCUUCGAGAUUUUGGCAUUUCGUCGAGGAAAUGUUGUUUAUAUUGGAUCUAACAGAACGCUGGCCAAAAACAGGUUUUGUUUAAAAAACAUAUGAAUUUUCAUAUAAAUGUUUUCAGAGUCGUAAAUCCGAAACACAAACUGUCCAUUUACGCUGGAUUGAACUUUGGAAAAUAUUUCACUUAUAAUAAUAACAUUAAAAAUUCCGGCGACACCCAUUCAAUCGUAAGAAACAUCAGAUUAAACGACUCUUCCACAGAAUCCACUCAUUCUUUGCUUGUUUCUUCCACAGUUCGUGCUUUUGACGACAAAUGUAUGUUUUUUUAAUUGAGAACACAAAUAAUUCAUUACUCUUACAGCUAAUCCCAUCGAACUUCACACAAAAUGUGAGAGAAAAAGUUUCAAGAGAUGUAUGAUUGAUUGGAGUUUCAGUGCAGUACUUGCUGGAAGUUCGAAAAUUAUUUAUGGUUUACGAAACAACGAUUAUGAAUUGACAAGUAUUUGUCAUACUGAAAAAAUUUUGACUGAUCAUUCGGAUGCUUUGAAUGUAAUCCACAAAACACUCACAAGAAUCACGAAUCUCAUCGAAAAUGAAAGUUGUGUUUUGAUUACACCAAUUUAUGGCCAAAGAGAACUUUCAUUUCAAAAAGUUGACAUAGGAUACAUGAACAAAAGCGACCAAUGGUAA